Molecule: messenger RNA, 454 nt
Organism: Oncorhynchus masou masou (cherry salmon)
Lineage: Eukaryota; Metazoa; Chordata; Actinopteri; Salmoniformes; Salmonidae
Product: protein transport protein Sec61 subunit gamma-like
Exons: 4
Coding region: 116-322 (68 amino acids)
Biological process (GO): post-translational protein targeting to membrane, translocation; protein targeting
Cellular component (GO): membrane; Ssh1 translocon complex
Molecular function (GO): transmembrane protein transporter activity
Source: RefSeq, a predicted model, not a curated record
CGCAUGCGUAUUUACCCGAUGUCGACGUCGGCUUUUAGAACAUACGUGGCCUUUGCAUAGAGCAGUCACAUAAAUAGGUCUUCAGAAGAGAACUCCGGAUCAAAACCUUUCCAACAUGGACCAAGUAAUGCAAUUUGUGGAGCCCAGCCGGCAGUUUGUGAAGGACUCAAUAAGGCUUGUGAAGAGGUGUACCAAGCCAGACAGAAAAGAAUUCUCAAAGAUUGCAAUGGCCACAGCAAUAGGUUUUGCUAUCAUGGGUUUCAUUGGUUUCUUUGUCAAACUCAUCCACAUCCCCAUCAACAACAUCAUUGUUGGUGGUUGAAUAUCUCUCUGGACUGACUGACUGCAACAAGACAUGGGUUCAAAUGCCGAGAAGUGUUUUUUUUCUUCUUUGUAUAUUAUUAUCUUCAGUUCAUAUUUGUUUGCUCUGUAAAUAAAUCUGACUUAGUAAGAA